Molecule: messenger RNA, 7019 nt
Organism: Gadus chalcogrammus (walleye pollock)
Lineage: Eukaryota; Metazoa; Chordata; Actinopteri; Gadiformes; Gadidae
Gene: ubash3ba
Product: ubiquitin associated and SH3 domain containing Ba
Exons: 14
Coding region: 1850-3772 (640 amino acids)
Molecular function (GO): protein binding
Source: RefSeq, a predicted model, not a curated record
GUUUUGAAGUGCCUGUCGUGUAACUUUGCGACAGAGUUGUAGUUCUAGAAGGAUCCAUGAUGCAAUGCUCUUCAUUCAGGUCAUUUGAGAUUAAUCAAGAGUCCUUCUUGAGACUUGUUUCUUAUACAUACUGGCUUCUAUUGCAAUUUAAUCUUUGUUUUUUUUAUGCUUUGUUUUAUUUCUUUUUUUUAUUAUGUGUCCAUUCAAUGUGAUGAACUAUUUUAUCAAUUCGUUUUACUUAAGGUUGAUUGAUUAAAAACAUUUGAAAGAGGUAUAAACCAUACUUUUUCAUCAGCUCAAUUAAAAUUUGAGUAGUAGUGAUGUCACACAUGAGAUAAUGCAUAAAAUGUUGUGCUCAGGAACCAAAGGAAAUACAACGGCCCUUUUAAGUGUGUGUGUGUGUGUGUGUGUGUGAGAGAGAGUCUGAAGUAAGCCAGAAUGUACAGAGGUAUGCUAUAGUCUUUAGGAUAACGAUUAUGUCGUUUUUAAGUGUGAAAUAUGAAUUUCUUACAAAUGUAUGUCCCAUUUACCAACACCUACCAAAAAUGUAGUUUUCCAUUGACCGGGUAUGAGGUGGUUUUAAGUGUAAUCGAUGCAAUUAAUAAUCAUGUAGAGUUUUCCAUAUGUGGAUUAAAUACUUAAUACUGAAUUUGACUGGUUGUGAUGCUUUCGCCUUGUAAGAUUUUAAGGGACAACGCUCUGGGAUUAGUUUUAGUUUGCACUGCUCUGAAUCCAGAUUUAUGUGAAAGCAUGGGUGAGAUCUCGUCUGCUUUGAUAUAAUUGUAUAGACUCAGACUGGGAAUGCAAUGAAACUGGUGUUGAUCUUGAUUUGAUACCAUAAACAUCCAAAACAAUAUUUUAGAUUUUUUGACAUUUGAUAUUCAUGACAAAUCUUUUUUCUUUUUUAGCAAAACAGAAUUUGCUUGUGAUAAUCAGCUGUUCUGUCUUUUAUAAAGUUUGCUGCCUUAUAAUAAUUCUGAUUCUUGGAGCUAUUUCAUGUAGUGCGUUCGAAAUGUUCACUCAAUUUGUCACAUUUUAUUGUAUCUUUAAUUGCUUUAAUCUGUUAGAUUUAUAAAAACGCGUGUCUUCGCCUACCUGUGUCAAAGAAGAACACAGAACAUAAUUAAAAAUUAAACUUGAUCAAAAACCAUUAUAUACUCAUGGUAGGCUGUCAGUUUGGUUGCUAUGGUAAGCAUUGCAGCCCUCUGAUUGGCUCAUUGGUACGGCGCAUGCGGGGAAAGAUCACGCCCACAUUGAACAUCCAAACAGGAAGUUAUGGCUCUUAAUAUCCAGUCAGUAACGCUGCAGUGAGGCAGUCGGUCAGACAGUCAGGGGGUCUAAUGUUUAUAUAUUCAGAAUCAUGGAAAUAAGGAUCUUGGAACUUUUAAUAUACACUUUUGCCUUGAAAUAGUGGCUGAUACCGGAUACUGUGUCUUUAAAGGAAGGGGUAAGGCGAUUGGAGCGGCCACCUUCCAUGGGCUGAAUCUCCUCUCACUCAAAUUCCAUUCAUAAAUAAGAUAUUGUGGAGAAAGGAAGUAAAGUCAGAUCCAGAACUGACCAUCCAGACCAGUUUACCGGAUGUCAUGAGCUCGGAGUAGCCCAACUUGUUCACCUCGCUACUCGGGAGAGGAGAAAAACGAUUCGUGGCUUGUGAUGGAGCAAAAGUGAGCUUGUGAGAGGCAGCUUGUUUUUGGGGUUCAGAGCAUUUCACCAAAAAUGUUCCUGCCCUCGUUCAGGGCUUUACGUUGUUGUGUGUGUAUGUUCGGGUUAACCAAAACCGCCCUGGUCUAAAAAACAACAUCCCAGCGUUCAUCUCUCCGAUCUGACCAGAGAUAGGACUGAGUGAGCUAUGGCAGCGAAAGACGACAUCUACACCAAAGUGACCCCGCGGAGGCAGCGGCUGACCCGCCCGGGCACUGUGAAGCAAGGGGCGUCCACCCUGGACGUCCUGCUCUCCAUGGGCUUUCCAAAGACCAGGGCGCUGAAAGCUCUGGUCUCCACUGGGAGCCGCAACGUCCAGGCAGCGUGUGAUUGGCUCUUCUCCCACGUGGACGACCCCUUCCUGGACGACCCGCUGCCCAGGGAGUAUGUGUUGUACCUGCGGCCCACCGGGCCUCUGCUGCACCAGCUCACCCAGUACUGGCAGCAGUCUCGCCUCACCUGCGGCAAGAACAAGGCUCACAACAUCUUCCCCCACAUCACCCUCUGCCAGUUCUUCAUGUGUGCGGACGGGAAGGUGGAGGCGCUCACGGAGGCGCUGCAGGCCACCAUGGCCUCCUGGCGGGGCCGCUUCCCCGCGACCCUCAACCUAAAGCUCUACACCUCCUCCAACUUCAUCGGCCUGUUCGUGGACGAGCAUGUGGCCGAGGUGCUGAAGAGCUUUGCUUCCGAGUUUGCCACGGAGGCCGCCUCCAAAGCAGACGUCCACAUCGAACCGCACAAGAAGCAGCUCCACGUCACCCUGGCCUACCAGUUCCAGGCCAAUCACCUGCCUGUUCUGGAGAAGCUGGCCAAGAGCAUGGACGUGUCCGUGGGCUGUGACUGGCUGGCUGUCAUGUUCUCGCGGGACAUCCGAUUCGCCAACCACGAGACGCUGCAGGUCAUGUACCCGUACACGCCCCAGAACGACGACGAGCUGGAGCUGGUGCCGGGUGACUUUGUGUUCAUGUCCGCCGUGGAGCAGGCCAGCGCCAGCGAGGGCUGGGUCUACGGGAGCUCCCAGGGCACGGGGCUGUCGGGCCUGCUGCCCGAGAACUACGUCACCCGGGCCGACGAGUGUGAGACCUGGGUGGUCCACGGGUCUCAUUCGUUCCUCAACGGAGCCCCCCCACCAGACCCAGGCGGUCGGGCUGACAGCCUGCUGUUAGACGGACAACUGCUCGACAGCCUGGGAGACCUGGCCGGCCUCAGCGUCCUCACUACACCCAUGCAGCUGCUGAGGGCCGGCAGCGAGCAGUCCAGUCUGCCCAAGAGGAGCCUGUUUGUGUGUCGCCAUGGCGAGCGGAUGGACGUGGUGUUCGGCAAACACUGGAUCACUCAGUGCUUCGACACCAAAGGUCGAUACGUUCGCUGUAAUCUCAACAUGCCGCCCAGCCUGCCAAUCAGAAGCGGUGGACACCGAGACUACGAUAAAGAUUGUCCAAUCACUGUGUUCGGUGGGACACAGGCCCGCCUCGUAGGCGAGGCCCUUUUGGAGAGCCACACGACAGUGAACUUUAUCUACUGCUCUCCCUCACUGCGCUGCGUCCAGACGGCCCAGAACAUUCUCCAAGGUCUACAACUGGAUGGAAAAACGAGGAUCCGUGUAGAGCCAGGCUUGUUCGAAUGGACCAAGUGGGUGUCUGGCACAACCCUCCCCGUCUGGAUCCCCCCCGUGGAGCUGGCCGCCGCCAACCUGAAUGUGGACACAACAUACAGACCUCAUAUCCCCAUCAGUAAGCUGGUGGUGUCGGAGUCCUACGACACCUACAUCAGCAGGAGCUUCCAGGUGACCCGGGAGAUCCUGUCCGAGUGCAACAACCUGGGAGAUACGGUGCUGAUCGUGGCUCACGCCUCGUCCCUGGAGGCCUGCACUCGCCAGAUGCAAGGUCUGAGUCCCCAGAACGCCAAGGACUUUGUCCAGGUCGUCCGAAAGAUUCCCUACCUGGGCUUCUGUGCCUGCGAGGAGCUGGGGGAGACGGGGGUUUGGCAACUGGUUGACCCACCCAUCUUGCCGCUGACACACGGACCCAACCACAGCUUCAACUGGAGGGAAAUGCUUCUGCAGGACUGAGAGGAAGAGGGCGACAGAGAGGUGCUGUGUGGACGCCUGUUGUCCGGGCUGCUCGUCUGAAAUGAAUAUUUAUUAUUAGCCCUCAAACGCUUUAUCCGCUCACCCAUCCAGCCACCCGUUUCGCUCAACUUAAUGAACUGCUCGUGAAUGAGAAGAAGGUACUGUAUUUAUGAGGAAACGGCAAGAACAAAUUGGACUACGUUACAGUUCCUUUUGGCCAUUCAAGCACUGAGCAAAAAGAGAGAGAGAAAAGUGAGUGGGAGCUUCUAGGAAAUAAGGCGAACGAGCGUUAUUACUGGUGGCUCGCCAACGGUUUGAUGGACAGUCCGAUUCGCUUUCCGCGGGGGUUCUCGUUGAACACUUGUGUGUGUGUGCAGGCUCGCAUUGAGCGUUAAGAACGUUCCCGAACAAGAGCUCCUGGUGACAACUGCCUCUUUUUUUUAUAAACACUGUGACAAGCAAAACAAAGCAGAGUCAAGAAGAAGACAGAAUAUAUUUAAUUGAAAUAGUAAGAGGUAUGUUCAGUGUCCUUAGAUUUUAAGCAAAGCAACUGUUCCUGUUGGAAUGAAGCACAGUGGAAACGCGGUCUAUCUGACAAUCAGACGGCAGCAGAACUGGCAUCGGUGUUUGGGUCAUAACACAUCGGGACUCUUCCUGCGAGUCCUACUCCAUGAAGGGUUUUAGUGUUCGUAUUUACACAGAUUUACCAAAACGUAACAGCUUUUUGUAGCCUUUUUCCGCUAAGGCCCUCGUACACAAGCAAUAUUUCCAUAUUGUAUACAGUGGAUGCUAAAUGUAGGCAGUGGAGCUACGACUUUGUUCUACAGCUUUAGUUGGUGCUUUCGUUGACUAAAUGGCUUACCUUCGUCGACGUCGUGUCUCUUCUGCAUCACAACCUCAGUGCGGUUUCCCUCCCUGUGCUUUGUCCUGGUCAGUUUGAAGCGUUCUCCCUUAAUGUUUGGUGCAUUUUAUUUCUAUGAACAGAGCGGAUGAUGACAGUAAGUGUUGCGCUUCCUGUUGUGUGUUAUGUUGUAUGCCACAGAAUAAUCCUAUUUAUAUGAUUUGGUUAGAGCCGUCAUGAAGGAUAAGUAUGUAGUGACUGGAUGGACGAGAUCGAAGAUGUGACUGAUUGAACAUGUGUCUUCGGCAUUUCUACCUGUGCCAUCGGCUCCUUGGCAAGAUUACAGAAUCAUUCGUUUUAAUUUGUCUUUGAAGAAAUCCCUAUAUCUGGAAAAGAUUUGUUUUUAAGUAAUGUUGGUUUUGUAUGAAAACAAAACAAUUAUUAUUUUUUUGUUUGCUGUCCUUUACAUCCGAGUUUGACAUUCAACCCUGUGUGAGUUUGUCUGUUUCCCUUCCUCAGUCGGUCAGUCAUGUUGACCGGAAACUCUUUAAGUCACCAGGACGACGGAAAAUGACACCCAUCAUGGGAACACCGCUCCCAGUGGGGAUGAGGUACCAUGGCCUCCACCUAUAGCAAUAAUUGUUGAAUAGAGGUUGUAUUUAUUCAUUGUUAUUGGAGGUAUUUUGGAACUGCAUGUAGCUAGAUAGGGCUAGCUAUGAACAAGAGCAUCACCAAAAUACCUACUGUGAGGAAGGGUCUCUCCAUGCUAUUGAUAUUAAGUUCAGUGGUGCAGAAAGAAAGUAUAUCUAUAUUUUCAGAAACUACAGCCUUAAAACAAAAUGGUACAGGAAAAAUGAUCAAAUUAAAAGAAGCCCUUACUGUCCAGUCAAACUCUUCAAUGAGUAGGCUGUCCCUUAGUUUGGUUUUAUUUGUAUUUCUCCAUAAAGAUGGGGAUUGUUAAGUAUUAAUCUUCUGAACAUUCCUACACACGUUCUGCCCGUAGAGGCUUAAAGUCAGAACAUUGCUGUGUAGAUUUACUUAAAAUUCUGAUUUAUCGCUUGCUGAUUUGGCUUUUAACAUAGGUUCUAGCUAUGAAUGUAUAGCUCAUAAAAUAUUUUUAAUUUUUACUGGUUGUGUAAAAUGACACAUCGUUUUUUGGUGUUACUAUCAUUGUUACAGCUGAGCAUAUAGUGUACCUACUCUCAAAAAGAGCAACAAUAUCAAUUUCAUAAAAUACAUGAACAUUUGUGCUUCUGACAUGCCUGCAAUGUGAUAGUAUACAAAGUGUUGAACAAAAAUGAAAGAUAUACACGAUGAAAAGUGUGCUUCCCUUGCACCUACUCUCGAACAGAGCAUGCACUUUUUUCUCUUUUUAAGUAAAUUUGCUUGGUUAUUUUAGAUGCCGACAAAAUAAAUAAAAUAAAAAUACAUGUUUGUGACAUUAAUGUGUGGUCAAAAAUCUGUUCUUGUGAUUUGUGAUGAGGCAAUAAGCUGAAUGGUAUGUAAUAGUUUCUAUCUAAUUUGUUUGAUUGACCAUAAAAAGUCUGCAACUCUCAAUGCUUUAGAUAUUUUAUAAUAUGAAUAGACAACAAUAGAUACGGGCUGCUAUGUCGACUGUGAACCAUAACUGCCGGCCAACACUUGUAUAGGCCACUAGGUGGCCCCACAACGCCGCAAUUAUAUUUGAUCCAAGUUUUUUGACGUUCAUUUGGAAUCCCAUGUUUAUCUUUUUAUUAACGAAGACGUAACACUCGACCGACGAUUUUCAGUAAGGACCCAUACAGCGUUUUCUGUCCCGGGAAGGUCCAAACUGACGUGAGCUAUGAUUUAUAAUUGUACUAUCCAUGGUAAGGAGUUGAGCGAUAUGUCUUCUUUAAAAGUCUUCUUUUAAAAUAUGGAUGUUGGGAGUUUGCACUAGCCUUGCCUAUGAAAAUUGUAGGAUGACUAAUAAUUUAUAAUUUUCAAUGUUGUGAUAAACAUGGCAAAUGAAAGAUUGACGGGGCUAUUUUGCUACUUUAGGACAUUUUUGUCAGCUUGCCAAAAUGUUGCUUUGUUGAUUAUUAAUAUGCGACUUCGAGGCCUAAAGUGUGUCACCGGUAUCACCUAAACCUACACCCGAUGGAGUGUAACGGCGCUGGGCUUGGGCCCGAUAGGAGGAGGAGCGGCUAUCUGUCAAUAUCAUGUGAGAUCAAACUUCGUGCACGAGAGGUGAUGAUGAAGAUGUGUUGAUCAGAAUCGAGAUGUAAGAUCACGUGUGCAGCGUUGUGCAUACUGUACUUUCUGACUUGAUAGGAAACAGGUGAAGAAUUGUUUGAAUUGGUGACAUAUAACUACGACUUGAUUCAUUUAUGUGAGGACUUUUUUUUAUUGUGCCAGUUUUGGGUAGAAUUCAACCGAAUUUGAACU